AUGGAAGGUACCAGGAUGAAGCCAAGCGCGAAAGGCGAGAGCUUGUACAAGUAUAUCGGUGAAUUUGCAUUGGCCAUCCAAUCGGAGGAUGGCUCGAGGCUGGCCCAGCUGGUGUCUAUGGCCCUCUCGGAAACACUGUAUACUAGAGCCAACUACGAGGAACCACAGGAAAGCGAGUUGAGGAGGCUGAAGCCCAAUUGGAGAGAGGUGGUGAAGGCUUAUUUGCAUGUGACAAAGGUUGCUCUGAAGGAGAACGAUUUGAAAAAAGUGGUAUUUAGCCAGACGGAACUGCUUACACACCUGUCUCGUUGCGCAGAAAGAGAAUCCAAUUGGGUACUGCCAGCAUUGUUGCUCGUGACUAGACAAGUUAGCUUUUUAUAUUCGGCCUACGAGGGUCAGAAAAGUAAGGAAGCACUGGCCGAAGAGGAAGAAUUGGCUGUUCUCGAGAAAGUUGUGGAAGCCGUGAACAGGCCAUUCAAGAUAUGUCUUAGUGAUAAGAGUGACCUGCGAUUCAGCAAGAAAAGCGCCGUUUAUUUUUUUGCCGGCCAACUGUUCAAAUACUACCGAACUAUGAAGAAAUAUGAAUUAUCAAAGAGUAUCGAGAAGGCGCUAGCAGCGUCUGCCACAGAAUUGCCUUCCAUUACUGCUAUUCCCAAAAAGAGUGCGGUGAUUUAUCUUUACUACUCCGGGUGUUUAGCCUGUAUUGAUAACGAUUUUGAGAAGGCCAAUGAUCGUUUAUCUCAGGCUUUAUUGCUGUGUCACAAAGACUCGUUCAAGCAGAAGCAGUCAAUUCUCGUGACCCUCAUUCCGGUGCGAUUCAUCGUUACUCGUCAACUGCCUAGCAAAGCGUGUUUGACCAGCCUGAGCGAUCUCGGUUUGGCAUAUUCUGAUAUAUUUCGCGCCGUCAAACUCGGAGAUCUUGCCCUCUUUGAUUCUCAAUUCCAGCGACUACAGAGUUUGCUCCUGAAAAAGAAUCUUUACUACGUGUUUCUUAAGAUGCGUAUGUACGUGGUUGCAAAGCUUGUCAAGGUGGUGUGUUCUGCAAUGACGGGAAAAUUUCAAAUAUCUGUGGCUUCCCUGUCCUGUGCACUGGAGUAUUCAGGCAAGCAGCCAGAGGGAUCGUUCUCUGCAGACUAUACUGAAUCAAUUGUGGCGAAUUUAAUAUCGCAGGGACUGGUUAAAGGAUAUUUGUCACAUGGCAACCGUGUGCUCGUUCUGAGCAAAAAAGAACCGUUUCCGGUCCAGGUUCUGGCAGAGAAACAGUAA
Molecule: messenger RNA, 1266 nt
Organism: Kuraishia capsulata CBS 1993
Lineage: Eukaryota; Fungi; Ascomycota; Pichiomycetes; Pichiales; Pichiaceae
Exons: 1
Coding region: 1-1266 (421 amino acids)
Biological process (GO): post-transcriptional tethering of RNA polymerase II gene DNA at nuclear periphery; poly(A)+ mRNA export from nucleus; transcription elongation by RNA polymerase II
Cellular component (GO): transcription export complex 2
Molecular function (GO): RNA binding; double-stranded DNA binding
Source: RefSeq, a predicted model, not a curated record